GUACCGCGGAGUAUUUUGCCUGCUGCCAGUCGCUACGAAGUCGCUGUUAGGAACGCACGUGUACUUAGAAAUACAGUUCCCGCCUUUCGUGAUACCUGUGAUAAGGCACAUUGGAUAUGAACCCAGCUACAAGAUAACAUCAUGACGUAAUUAAAGAACGACUCCAUAAUGGACGGGAACCUCCAAACAGAUUUUUCUACAAAAACGAAGCGAGGAAUCUACGUUUCAAAAAGCCUCGCUUGUGUUAUUUUCGUCAUCGUAUCCCUUGCACUAGUUGCUACUGCUUUUAUAGUGUACAACUUCGCUGCUUGCCCAAGAACUGAUCAUUUAGCUAACGUCACUAAAUAUGAACUUAGUCUUUGCGAUCCAGCUAAACAUUUAGUUAUUCCUCUCAGCACUGAAGCCAGUAAAACCACGACAAUCUUUGAAACCACAGCAAAUUCGGUUGAAACUACUACAGAGCUUAAUAAAAUCACCGAUGUUAAUCUUAGGCUACCAACAAAUGUAAAACCAGAUAGGUAUUUUCUUAAGUUAACUCCGUACCUAUUUGAUGGAAAUUUCACUUUCGACGGUGAGCUUAGUAUAGUUAUAACAGUAAAAAAUGAUACAGACAGAGUGACAUUUCAUGGUGUUGAAUUGGAUUUCCAUAAAAUAGCAUUGCACAAGAAAGAAGAUGGAAGACAGAUUGUAAUAACGAGACGAAGUGAAGAUAUACAGAAGCAAUUUCAAAUUCUGUCAACGGCUGAGUCAUUAAAAGCGGGGCAGCAAUAUGUUUUGAAUAUAACAUAUACUGGAAUAUUAAAUGAUAACUUACAUGGAUUUUAUAGAAGUUCGUAUGAAGAGAAGAAAGUUAAAAGAUGGAUUGCAGUCACACAAUUCCAAGCUACUGAUGCUCGCCGUGCUUUCCCGUGCUGGGACGAGCCAGCUCUCAAGGCUCGGUUCACCAUCAGUAUCGCUCGACCAGCUAAUAUGAGUUCGGUGUCAAACAUGAACCUAGUUAAGAAGGAACCUCAUGAAAUCCUCAAAGACUACGUUUGGGACCACUAUGCUGAAUCGUUACCAAUGUCGACCUAUCUUGUCGCGUUUGCUGUCACAGACUUCGGUACCAUGAGCUUGAACAAUUUCUCCGUUUGGACAAGAAGAGAGGCUUUGCCAUCUGCGUCUUACGCCUUGGAUAUUGGCCCGAAGAUAUUGAAGUUCUUGGAAGAUUACUACAAAAUUAAGUUUCCUUUGCCUAAGAUUGAUAUGAUUGCGUUGCCAGACUUCAAGGCUGGUGCAAUGGAAAAUUGGGGACUAUUAACUUUUAGAGAGAUAGCAAUGUUGUACGAGCAAGGAUUGUCACCGACCACAGCUAAGGCCAGGGUAGCGUCGGUAGUAGCGCACGAGAUAGCCCACCAGUGGUUCGGUAACCUGGUGACACCAGCCUGGUGGUCAGACAUAUGGCUGAACGAAGGCUUUGCCAGCUACGUGGAGUACGUCGCUGUUGAUGCGAUUGAAAAAACUUGGAAGUUAAUGGAAGUAUUUGUGCUGAACGAAGUACAAAGUGUAUUCAAAUUAGACGCUUUAACAUCAUCGCAUCAGAUAUCAGUUGAAGUAGGAAACCCAGAAGAGAUUGGAGCUAUAUUUGAUAAGAUCUCUUACGGAAAAGGUUCCGCGAUUCUUCGUAUGAUGAAUCAUUUUCUAACUGAUGACGUCUUCAAUGCGGGUAUCACCGAUUAUUUGAACGCUAAAAAGUAUGGUGAUGCUGAACAGAAGGACUUAUGGAGUGCCCUGACGAAUGUUGCGAGAGAGAAAGGUGCUUUUGAUGCUGACGUGGCUGUUGUAAUGGACUCUUGGACGUUGCAAACUGGAUUCCCUGUUGUGACCAUUAAUAGGAACUACAAAACUGGGGAGAUUACUUUAAGACAGGAGAGGUUUGUCCUGAUAAAUAACACUGAAGACCAACAAAACCCAGUCUGGUGGAUUCCAGUGUCAUAUACGACCGCUUCGGAAAAGGACUUUGAAUCGACGAAGCCUAAGCUAUGGCUUAGAGGGGAGCGGUCUGUUGUUGUUUCUAAUAUGUCUAUCAGCAAUGAAGAAUGGAUUAUAGCUAAUAUACAACAGACAGGAUUCUAUCGAAUAAAUUACGACAAAAGUAACUGGGGCAUGCUUGUUAAAGUGCUCAACGAUCCGAAUCGGUUCGAAGAUAUUCAUCCGAUAAAUCGAGCACAAAUUGUUGACGAUGCAAUGAAUUUGGCACUAUCCGGGCGAAUAGACUACCGGUUAGCACUAGAUAUAACCAGUUAUUUGAGCCACGAAAGGAGCUAUGUGCCUUGGAAGGCUGGACUUGUUGCUCUUGGAUAUAUAGAUACUAUGUUGUCUAAGGGCGCUUAUUAUUUGGAAUAUAAGCGUUACGUUCUUCGUCUCUUGAGCGGUGCUGUCAAGGAUGUAGGCUGGGAAGUAUCGUCCAAUGAGAGCGUGGUACGAGCUCAGCAUCGCGUCGACAUGUUGUCCACAGCAUGUCACCUGCAGCAAGUGAAUUGUUUGGAGCAUGCCGUCGUUAUGUACACCAACUGGAUGCUAGAACCUAAUCCAGAUUCCGCAAAUGAAAUUCACCCGGACAUCAGAAGUACCGUGUACUGUGUCGGAGUGCAGGCUGGUGGCGCUCGUGAGUGGAACUUUGCGUGGGAUCGCUUCCUGCAAGCGAGCGCUCCUUCAGAAAGAGAACUUCUGUUGUCAGUGCUGGGAUGUACCAGGGCACCAUACCUUUUGUACAGGUAUUUAGAUCUGUCGCUUCGCAAUGACAGUGGGAUUCGUAAACAAGACACAGUGAGGGUGUUUUCAGCCGUCGCGAGUUCUUCUAUUGGGGAACCUAUUGCUUUCAGCUUUGUGAGAGCAAAUUGGCAGAAGCUUAAGGAAUACGUGGGAUCUGUUUCAACACUUAAUUCAAUAUUAAAAGUUGUAACCAGGAGAUUAAACCAACCACACGAAUAUGAUGAGCUGAAACGGUUCGUGUCAGAGUACGCCAGUGAUUUAGGUCGACCAGUCCAGCAAAUUCUCGAGCGGACAGAGGCCAACGUACAAUGGAUGGAGAGGAACUAUAAAACGAUAGUCGACUGGCUGCUCGCAGCUGACAAGUCGACAGAUGCGUGAUGAUAGAUUAAAUUAAUUAAUUAGUCUAAAUUAUUCGUAUUUUUUAUAAGUGUUCUUUAUGAUUAAGAUUAAAUAAUUAAUGCUUAA
Leptidea sinapis is the source of this 3219-nucleotide messenger RNA. RefSeq names its product aminopeptidase N-like. Gene Ontology annotation, cellular component: cytoplasm. The record is from RefSeq and is a predicted model, not a curated record. Gene Ontology annotation, molecular function: metalloaminopeptidase activity; zinc ion binding; peptide binding. The coding region runs from base 169 to 3132 and encodes 987 amino acids. The transcript is spliced from 14 exons. Gene Ontology annotation, biological process: peptide catabolic process; proteolysis. Lineage: Eukaryota; Metazoa; Arthropoda; Insecta; Lepidoptera; Pieridae.